This is a messenger RNA of Psylliodes chrysocephalus, 861 nucleotides long. The record is from the annotation of a GenBank genome assembly. Lineage: Eukaryota; Metazoa; Arthropoda; Insecta; Coleoptera; Chrysomelidae.
AUGGGAACCAAAAGAGGAAUUUGGUUGCUAGAAAAUGUGCCUAGUGGUGAGUUUUUAGGAGCUCGGCUCCUUUCAAAGGAACAAGUACUAUUAGUUUUUAUUUAUCACCAUAAGGAUAUGAAAGAAACACUUUCGGAAGCUAAUAAAUCUACCAGUACUAAACUACAGGAAGUGUGGAGGAAAGCAGGUAUCCCUGUUAAGACAGAGGAGAAUAUACGCGCUGGUAUACAGAAGCUAUACAAAGAAUUCCAAAAUCUAGGUAAAGCUAACUCUAGAAACACAGAUAAAGCUAACGUAAAACGACAGAUUUGGAAAGGUGAUCUUGUUGAGUUAUUUGAUAUUUCUUGGCAAAAUGUGAUGGAAUUGACAACCUUAUCGGAAGAAGAUAAAGCAUUUCUUAGAUCACAAAGAGAAGACCGAAUGAGUUCAUCAAUGACUGGAGUAGACAAUGUUUUCGUCUCCAAAAUAAGAACUAAAUGUACAAAAGAAGACAAAAAGUAUUCAUAUAAGAAUAAACAUUACAGAGCUAUAGCUCAAAUGAAUAACACAGUAAUACUGGAAACAUCUGCACCUAGUGACGAAGAGGACGAAUUUUUGCCUCUGGCAAAGAAAAAAUUACGUUCAAGUCCUAGAUUAAAACCUUUGGAUCAAACACUUACGUCUACUUGGGAUCGAGAACAACUCUCUAUUAGGCAAGCAAGUACCUCUUUUAUAGCAACUGCAAAGAGCCUUGGCCACGAUGUUUCAAAAAUUUUCGUAUCUCCAUCCACCGUUUACCGAGCUCGGGUGGCCAAUAGAAGAAAAAUGGCAAUUGCGGACGCUUUUUCAAAAUCCUCCUUCUUUGGUCUUGCAUUGGGAUAG